AUGGCCGAUGAAGAUAGCCCUCUGAUCAAAGCACUCCCACCAGCAUCGGACUACCUGACCUACCUGACCAUCAUCGAAUACAACCUCAAGACUGAGAACUUGCCAAUCCUGCACAAAGUUUUGCAAGAUGAAACAUUGACAACCAACAUUGGCUGGGAUCUCGUGCAUCUUUUGGUGCCACUGCUACCCGAAUCGGAGCAAUGCCUGCAGGAUAUUGCCCGACUAGGCAACCCACGAGAAGUAAUUCUGAAAGUUACAGAAAGCUUGAGGCUGAUCGAAUAUGAUGAUGUCGAUGAGGACGAACUCGAUGCCAGUGUUGGUGCCACGGAUGCGCGAAAGCGAGCAGAUUCUAACACAUUUCCGCUCAAAACUGCUGCGCCAGAGGGCAACAAAGCGAGAGAGUUGCCGCCGCCUUUACCGCUCGCUGUGCAGCAAUUCGUGGCUCUACUGUCUAUGCUUGCGAUUUUGCAAACCAGGAUCAAGACCAAAGCGCCAAGUCGAUUCCUAAGCACGAGUCUCCAGGCUAUUCUUUCCAGCUUCUCGAGUGCGCAGAGUCAUCGAGAAGAGAUGAUCGAGGCUAUUGUCAAGCUCGUGAAGGCUGUGAGCGGAACCUCGAGGCCGACACUGCCAACACGAAAGAGCAGUGGCAUGCUUCAGUCUAGCGCGAUGGCGAAAGCACAAAAUGCUGCCGAUCCGGAAGGUCCCAACACUGUCGAGUACACCGACGCCGAGAAAUCAAUGCAGCUUAAGUUGUUGCAAUCUUUCAUCACACAUGUCGUCGAAGAGUACCUGCUCAAUCUGCCGCCAUAUGACGAUGUGCCAGGCAUGGGCUGGUGCAGCCGAAUCAUGGAGAAGGUGCAUCCUGAGCGAACUAUACCCGAGAGUACGACCAUGGUGGAUCGAUUUGCGACAGAGGAGAAGCUGCAUAGGCGGAUCGAUGCAAUCGGUCGACUGGUGACGCUUGCCAAGGAUCUCAAGAUAUCGAACGAAGAGCUGCUCUCUGCGGCUAUGGCUGUUGAGAAGGUUGCAGAGCUGGGCGGCGACGAAGACGAUCCGCCGGCCUCGGCAGCUGAUAUUCCACUAUCAUGUCACGGAUCUCUUCUACUGUACACCGCGAGACAGGUCUCUGGCAUUCUGUACUCGGAUGGAGCGACGUUAGCUGGCUCGUCUGGACCGAGUGUCGAACUCUUCCCGCAGCAUCAAGACAUUAUGAAGAACUGUCUCGCCUCACCUGAGAUGGGCGAAGGCCAUCUCGGCACAGAACCAGAAGCGCUAGUCGACGCUGUGCUCGCUCUUGGACUGCAAUGUCUUGAGCAAGACGCUACCGGAGAGCCGAAGUCUGAUGAGCAGUUCAAUGAGUAUCUACAAGUUGUGGCACUCCUUUCCUCGAACUGUCCGAACGCCAAUCUGAGAGGACAUGCGCAUUACCUUACGAGUACGGUCCUACGCUCACAGCCAGACGAGCAAGUCCGUCUAUCAUUCAUUCGCGACACCCUUGAACACUGCCCGUUCGAGAACUUGAAAGUCUCUGCAGUAGGAUGGAUCAAGGGCGAGACGCUCGAAGCGAACCCAAUGAAGAUGCCAGGACACGAAUCGCCCAGCAACGGAGAAGCCCAGGAAGAGAAGUCCAUCUUCUCCCGACCUCUCGCUCUUGACAGCCUCGCGCCUCAUCUCUUUCCUUCUUUGCAAACAGAGCUCAUCACUGCACCAAUCUCUGACGCCUGGAUGACGUUCCAGACGAACGUCUCAUUCUACCUCGCGAGCCUGAACCUGAUCUACCUACUCCUCACUGCGAAGCAUGUACACGAAUCGCUCGAGAUCUCAGAGUUGUGGAACAAUAAUGAUAUCGCUGGCAGUUUCCUCGGCCCACUGAGAGACGCGAGAAAGCGGUUCGUGGAUGCUAUGGAGAACGGAGGAGAGUUACAAAGUGAGAAGAGGGACGAGACUGCAGCAGAGCUGGCGUUGCUACAAGUGACAAUCGAGAGAGUAGAAAGCGCUGUGAAGCAUUUGAACUGA
This is a messenger RNA of Cercospora beticola, 2016 nucleotides long. RefSeq names its product Ybp2p (gene YBP2). Gene Ontology annotation, cellular component: cytoplasm. Gene Ontology annotation, biological process: cellular response to oxidative stress. NCBI's taxonomy places the organism in Eukaryota, Fungi, Ascomycota, Dothideomycetes, Mycosphaerellales, Mycosphaerellaceae. The record is from RefSeq and is a predicted model, not a curated record.